This is a messenger RNA of Amorphotheca resinae ATCC 22711, 1089 nucleotides long. RefSeq lists its product as hypothetical. The coding region runs from base 1 to 1089 and encodes 362 amino acids. The record is from RefSeq and is a predicted model, not a curated record. Gene Ontology annotation, molecular function: oxidoreductase activity, acting on the CH-OH group of donors, NAD or NADP as acceptor. The transcript is spliced from 3 exons. NCBI's taxonomy places the organism in Eukaryota, Fungi, Ascomycota, Leotiomycetes, Helotiales, Amorphothecaceae.
AUGUCCUCCUCUCCCAUAUCCACCACCCCCCUCCCCCUCCGUAUUCUCACCUCUCUGCUCUCACACACCCUCACCAAUGCCUAUCUCCAAAUCCCCCUUCUUCUCACACUCCUCUCCUCCCGCUCCCCCUCCCUCAAAAACCGCUUGCCCUCGCGUCUCACAAAACUGCUCUCCUCCCCGCUCUUUCAACGGCUUUUAAAAAUCCUGAUUUUUAUCAAUUUGAAUAGGACGUUAUCGCGGGUUGUUGUGAAUAAUUGGAGGGGGGAUAAUGGGGAGGGAGAAGAGGAAGAGAUUGUGGUGAUUACGGGGGCUUCGAGUGGGAUUGGGAGGGUCAUGGCGAGAGAGUUUGUGAGGAGGGGGGGGUGUAGGGUGGUUAAUCUGGAUGUUAAGAAGCCUGAGAUGGAGAGUGAGACAAAAAUAACAUACUACCAAACCGACAUAACAUCCACCACCGAACUCGCACUCCGAGGGUCACAAAUCCGGUCUCAAUUCGGACCCCCCACAGUCCUAAUAAACAACGCUGGAAUCGGGCACUCAGGAUCCAUCCUCUCGGUCCCGGAGACGCAACUCCAUCAAAUAUUCAACGUUAACACGAUAGCGCAUUUCUUGACGGUGCGCGAAUUCCUCCCCGGUAUGAUCGAGAGAGGGAGAGGACAUGUGGUCACGAUCGCGAGUAUGGCGAGCUAUGUCACGGUACCGGGGAUGGUGGAUUAUUGCUGUACGAAGGCGAGCGCGGUCGCGUUUCAUGAGGGGUUGGCGCAGGAAUUGAAGGUCUUGGAUGGGGGCAGGGGGAGGGGAAUCAGGACGACGUUGGUGAAUCCCACGUGGAUCGAGACGCCCCUGAUCGAGGGCUUGACGAAGGAGAAGAGAUUCCGCGAGAGAGCGUUCGUCUUGAGGCCGGAAGAUGUGGCAGAGGCUGUGGUUAACCAGGUGCGUAUGGGCAGGAGUGGGCAUUUGGUGUUGCCGAGAUGGUAUGGCUUGGUGAGUGGUAUUAGGGCGUGGCCGGCGUGGUUGCAGGAGGCUCUGAGGAAUCGCGUGGGGAGGGAGGCGGCCAUGCUGAUGGGUGAGGGGGUGGGAUUGGGUGCUUGA